Messenger RNA from Etheostoma spectabile (orangethroat darter), 1736 nucleotides. RefSeq names its product UbiA prenyltransferase domain containing 1 (gene ubiad1). Gene Ontology annotation, biological process: vitamin K biosynthetic process; menaquinone biosynthetic process. Gene Ontology annotation, cellular component: Golgi membrane; endoplasmic reticulum. The transcript is spliced from 3 exons. Gene Ontology annotation, molecular function: prenyltransferase activity. The record is from RefSeq and is a predicted model, not a curated record. NCBI's taxonomy places the organism in Eukaryota, Metazoa, Chordata, Actinopteri, Perciformes, Percidae. Bases 321 to 1370 code for a protein of 349 amino acids.
UGAGUGUUGAUGGUAUUUUACCGAAAUGCCACGUGUCAUUGGCAAGCUGUACACUUAGCCACUGAUUUACAGCCUCGAAAACACCCACUUUACUUUAAAUCAAGUGGCUGGAAGCACCGUUACUGUAACGUUAUGUCAUAGUCAGUUUAUUACAUUGCUAGCAUGUAUAACAGACUAGUCCCUCUCUGGCCAGGGGGCCUGCUGUGAUCCGAUCUGUUGCAGCAACAAUAUUUGCAAUGUAAUUAAUGUUCAUACUUAAAAAGAACACCAGACUCUGACAUUUGGGAACAUUGCUGGUACUGUUGACCCUUUGCAGAGGAAUGGCCAAAGAGCAGAAACAAAGCAUGGCACAAACAUUUGUAUUGGCUGGAUCAAAUGGUCACACUACUCAACAAUGGCAGACUGGUCUGAGUAACUUGGUCAAUCAUCCUCCAGGCACUAACCACAUGUCGAGGAUGGCCCGCGUUGCUUCGCAUGUGAGGCAGAAGUGUGCGGCCUAUGUGCUAGCGCUGAGACCGUGGAGCUUCAGUGCCUCGCUCACACCAGUGGCCCUUGGCGGGGCGUUGGCGUACAAACUGGACGGCUCUGUGGACUUGGUCAUUCUGAUGGUGUGUGCAGUGACUGUCCUUGUAGUCCAUGGGGCAGGCAACCUUGUAAACACCUACUAUGACUUCUCCAAAGGGAUUGACCACAAGAAGAGUGACGAUAGGACUCUAGUGGAUGAAAUCUUGGCACCGCAGGAUGUUGUUAUGUUUGGGGCAUUGUUAUAUUCCUUGGGGUGCUUGUGUGCCACCCUGCUCUAUUUUCUGUCUACACUUAGACUGGAGCACCUAGCCCUUAUUUACUUCGGGGGACUGUCCAGCUCUUUUUUAUACACUGGAGGCAUUGGCCUCAAGUACGUGGCCCUGGGAGACGUGGUAAUCCUCAUCACCUUUGGUCCUUUGGCGGUCAUGUUUUCCCAUGCGGUGCAGGUCGGCUAUCUGUCAGUGCUGCCGCUGGUGUACGCCAUCCCGCUGGCCCUAAACACAGAAGCCAUCCUCCACAGCAACAACACUAGAGACAUGGACUCUGACAAGCAGGCGGGCAUCGUCACUCUGGCCAUCCUCAUAGGCCCCACGCUGUCCUACGUUCUGUACAACCUCCUGCUUUUCGUCCCCUACGUGCUCUUCUGCAUCCUCGCUACCCGUUACACCAUCAGCAUGGCGCUGCCUCUGCUCACGCUGCCCAUGGCCUUUCCCCUGGAGAAGCAGUUCCGCAGCCAAUGCUACGCCAAGAUCCCCCAGAAGACGGCCAAGCUCAACCUUCUCAUGGGACUGUUCUACGUGUUUGGGAUAAUUCUGGCACCUCAUGGCAGCUUGCCGUCACUGUGAUUAAUUAGCUUUAAUAUUUCAAAUUUUGUUGUUUUAAUACAGACUAGUUUAUUUACCUAUUUGUAUUUGUACAAAGCUAUCUGAGGGCUUUCCCUGGCUUUAAUUUAUUGUCAUAUUUAUAUGUUGAACAGAUAUUUAGUUUAGGUCCUCCUCUGUGACAAGGUUUAUUCGGAGGUAUAAUUUCAGUAUUAAGCCUGCUGUAAUGUGUUGGUAAAAGUAACAAGUGUUGGCGUCAUUUUGUAUAGGCAGGCAACAUUUUCAUCAUGUAAGGACAAACAAUACCUACAGUUGCCAUAUUUAUUUUUCUCCAAGAUGCAAAAUAACAUGAUACCUAAAAACAUCAAUAAACCAUUAUUCUCAAAAUUG